ACUUCUUAUUUGCCGCUGAGGAAAAAAUAUUAUCAAACUCCACACAAUACAUAGAAUAUUAAUAUCAUCAGUGGGGCAGCAGAAUGUCAUUCUCUUUAGUGCGUAAAAUUUCUGGCCAAUCCCAGACGUGGCGACAGAUUCAGGGACACUUUGGAAAAAUCAUAGGCAGUGAAGGAGUGCAAACGAAGGGGUUUUUUGUUAGGAAUUUCAGUUUAUCAUCUCCAGUUACCAUGAGAUUCGUUCAGUACUCUAAAGGAGCGGAUGAGAAGACCCAUUUGGGUAUCCUUUCGGCAGAUGGGAAGACAAUUUCCUCGCUUUCCACUUAUGGGAAUGAUAUGAUUGAGUUUAUGAAGAAAGAAGUUGAUCUUGGUGAGCUAAGCAAGAAAAUCAGUAGUUUGCCAUCGGAGGCUGUCACAAAAGAUGUGACCCUGCAAGCUCCGGUGUCUAAUCCUGAAAAGAUUGUAUGCAUCGGACUAAACUAUCGUGGUCACUGCGAGGAGCAAAAUCUCACUCCUCCCGUACGCCCAAUGUUCUUCAGUAAAUUCGCCAGCACUCUUGUGGGCCCCACUGGAUCAGUGAUAGCACAUGAGAUAAGUACGCAAAUUGACUGGGAGGUGGAACUAGCUGUUGUUAUUGGAAAAACAGCGAAGAAGGUUCCACGAGAGAAAGCGUAUGACUAUGUGUUUGGAUACUGCGUGGCUCAGGACAUCUCUGCUAGAGAUUGGCAGAAGGUGUUGAACAACAAGCAAUUUCUUAUUGGGAAAUCAAUGGACACAUUCUGCCCAUUAGGGCCUGCAAUUGUCCACAAAAGUCUUAUACCAGAUCCUCACAAUCUCAAAAUUUGCUGCAGCAUCAAUGGUGUGCAGAAACAAUCUGGCAAUACCAAUGAGCUAAUCUUCCGCAUAGACGAUAUCAUCAAUCGUCUAACACAAUCAAUUACCUUACGUCCUGGGGAUGUAAUCCUCACCGGGACUCCUGGAGGUGUGGGAAUGUUCAGAAAUCCGCCAGAAUACCUGAAGCCGGGCGAUGUAAUUGAGAGUGAAAUUGAGAGCCUUGGCAAAUUGACCAACACCGUCAUCAAGGAUGAUUAGUUGUUAAUCUAUUUUUCUACAAAAGCAAAUAAAUUGCGUAGGUGAUCAGAAA
Messenger RNA from Lutzomyia longipalpis, 1143 nucleotides. Its product is annotated as fumarylacetoacetate hydrolase domain-containing protein 2. Lineage: Eukaryota; Metazoa; Arthropoda; Insecta; Diptera; Psychodidae. The coding region runs from base 84 to 1091 and encodes 335 amino acids. The record is from RefSeq and is a predicted model, not a curated record. Gene Ontology annotation, molecular function: hydro-lyase activity. The transcript has 4 exons.